CUGCUCCGGUUAUCUCGCGGGUCAGAUUGCUUGCUACUCUGUUCUGUGCUCUGCUUAGCUCAAUAGUAAGGAGGCGGGAUUUAAUCGCCAGUACCAAAACAGCCCUCGGGCACUUGUUUAGCUCCAGCUCCUCCGUCUGUUAAAUCUGGGGAUUCCGGCGGUUCAGCACAACCGCAGAGCAGGCCAUACAAGAGAGGGACAGCAUCUUUUGUCUGCUGUCGUCCUGCACGAUCUUUCCGAGUUCAUGAGGAUCUUGUUUGUUUAUGUGUGCUAAUUUCUCUCUACAUUCCAUAAGUUGCUCCACCUACCUAGCCGCGCAAGAUAGGGAGCACAAGUUCUUAUCGAUAGCGGUAGAAGAGGCCUACCGAGCGGUCGACCGUGGCCAUGGGCGCCCAUUUGGCGCGGUCGUGGUCCGCAACGACCAAGUAGUGGUCAGUUGCCAUAACAUGGUUGUGAAGAACACCGAUGCAACCGCCCAUGCCGAAGUUACUGCAAUAAGAGAGGCUUGCAAGAAGCUCGGGAAGAUCGACUUGUCGGAUUGCGAAAUGUAUGCAUCCUGCGAACCUUGCCCGAUGUGUUUCGGCGCUGUUCGUCUAUCCCGGAUCAAGAGGCUGGUGUAUGGAGCCACGGCAGAAGCUGCUAUUGCCAUGGGAAGCUGCUACCAGAGCGCCAACUUGGAGAUAAAGCGAGUGGAUGGGAAUGGAGCCCUGCUUGCUGAACAACUCUUUGAGAACACCAAGGGGAAAUUUCAAAUGUACUAAUUGUGUAGAUAAAGACGACAUUGAUGUGAUUUCACACCACGGAAGCCCUUGAUGCUCAGAAAAAAAUAAUGCAAUUGUCAAAAAAAAUCUGUCA
Triticum dicoccoides is the source of this 855-nucleotide messenger RNA. RefSeq names its product guanosine deaminase-like. The coding region runs from base 264 to 761 and encodes 165 amino acids. The transcript is spliced from 4 exons. The record is from RefSeq and is a predicted model, not a curated record. Lineage: Eukaryota; Viridiplantae; Streptophyta; Magnoliopsida; Poales; Poaceae. Gene Ontology annotation, biological process: purine nucleoside catabolic process. Gene Ontology annotation, molecular function: guanosine deaminase activity; zinc ion binding.